Striga asiatica is the source of this 4860-nucleotide messenger RNA. The record is from the annotation of a GenBank genome assembly. NCBI's taxonomy places the organism in Eukaryota, Viridiplantae, Streptophyta, Magnoliopsida, Lamiales, Orobanchaceae.
AUGGCUGCAAACGACGACAUAUGCUACUUGUGCCCGUACGAGUGCUUGGUAAAAUACACGUCUUUAAAAGUUGAUAAAAUCGUGCAAGACAGACUCGAUUCACCCAUGCCAUGGGUCGGUGCCUACAUUGCAGCAGCUUCAGCUGCAUGUUCUUUAGCUAUAGCAGCAGAUUCUCUCAAUGGCUUGCGUACCAAAAAAUCAUGGUUCCCGUGUAAGUACUUCUCUCUCAAUGCUUUUACCUUGACUGUUUUGGCUGUAGCAAUGAAGAUUCCACUCGACAUGACUACCACAAUGCCUGGGAAUUACGACAAACUCGCUCGUGUCAGCAGUUUGGUCCUUAUGCCAACCGCCAUGGCCAAUUUCAUGACCUCUUUCGGAACCAUGGAGAAUAACGAGAUCGUUCUAAAUUUGGCUGCCCUCGGCAUUCUGGUGGCCACUGUCAUGGGGAAUGUCUUCAUCCGAUUCAUCCCAACUCAAAGCUUUUGGAGUAUGAAAGAAACUUGGGGAGAAGAAAUCGGGUGCAUAAUUUGCAUGCUCUUUUUACUCGUGGUAUUAUCCUCGUCUGCUUUGAUGGUCCCGGCAGCAAAAAGAUACAUCGAGUGUCAGUACAAUCAGAGGCACAAAACGAUAUUUUCGAACCACAUUAAUACGACGGGUCAACUGAGACUCGCGUUGACGAGGUGUUGGGUGAUGUCCGAAAGUGGGAGCCCUCAGUUUUUGGUUGCGCGUUCGGUGACGAGCGUUAGUGCUGGACUGAUAUGUUUAUUGAUGGGCCUAACUCUAUUACAAGCUCAUAUCAGGUACCCUCUAAUGUACACCGAGAGACACAAAUUGGGUUCUAAAUAUAAGUGGUCCAUCGAUUGGAUUCUGUUUAUUCAAACCGUUGGAGUGGCGUUGGGAAUUAUUGCCCCUUUACUGAGAUGGUUCGAUGCCGUUCGACACAAGAAGAUGGCGAAGAUUGGCUUCAGAGAUGAACUCAAGGUCGAGGGCUAUUGGACUAAUACGCUGACGCAUUACAGAGAUAGCCCGUUGCCCUUGAAGACCGGAUUUCACCUCAGGUUCAGAAAAACUCUCCACAAUGCGAAAAGAUUGCUUUUCAAUCUCUGUAUCAGAAUUCAGAUCCUUGUUGUUCUCGGCAGCAAACUGCUUCUACUCGUGUCCGCUGUCUUUAUGCACUGCGUGAUCUUUUCGCAUAAAUCAUCAAGUGAAGAAGAACUUAAUGAUUUAAGCGAUUAUGUACUACGGCUCGAAGGUGAAGCAAGGCUGCAUGAAAGAACAGUGAGAAACAUAUGCAGCGAGGUGCAUAAGCUGAUCCAAACAGGCAAAGGAAAGCAAUAUAACAACUUAAUCAAGCUUCUUGAGAAAUCCGUCAGCUUCAACGGCGUGAGAGAGUUCGACAGUCGUCAAAGAGUUCCAAGUUUAAAUUCUCAAGAGCCACACAAUUGUUGGUCUCUCACGGUCGUGACCCUGACAAGCAUUGCUAUUUCACUUCCAAACAUACCGAUUGACGAGUCCGAUUCUUUACUAAGUGCUGUGACCGAAGGUCUUUACUUUGCAAAUCUCAUCGAGGAAGCUCUCGACUCGAAAAGAGAACUAACAAGCAUUAGACAUGCAGCUGACGUGGCAUGGGUUGGAGUUGAACUGUACCGGAAAUGGCACGGUGUAGAUCUCCAGAAAGCAGCAGCAGCAGGCUCGACCCACAAAGAGACGUUGCAAAAACUCUCUGGAGUCGCUCAAAGGAUGGUCACGAAUUUCACUGCUAACCCGAAUAAUGAUUUUCUAGUGCAGGACCCUCUCAACUGGCCAGUCAAGGUCAUAGCUGCCAACUCAAUGUACCGAGUAACUCAAACAAUCUUGUCCUAUCAUAAUGAAGAUCAUGAGGAGCUGUUGUUCGAGAGAUUGUCUGUCAUGAUUUCAGACAUUCUUUCAGCUUGUCUCGCUGCAAAUCUGGCUCAUGUCAUAAGAUUGAAGUGCUACACGAGUGAAAUCAGAAAAAGGGAGGAAAGCAUCCGCCAAGCGGCUCUGCUUUUAGGCGAAAGUGAAGAGAUUCUCCAGAUUCUCCAGAAGCGUGAGCUUCCGAGAUUGGAUCCCGAAAAAGCGGCUGACAUUGAAGAGUGGAGGAGUUUAAUGGAGCAAGAUAAUGAAAAUCCAGAGGCGUCUGUCGCUAAAAAAUUCUCGCAAACGAGUGGAGAGCAUGUAAAUCUACAUAAUGUCUGGAAGGAUCUAUGGACGGAAGAUGAAGACCGAGUCCUCAUAGAAGCUCACUCAGAAGUUGGCAACAAAUGGGCAGAAAUCGCAAAAAGGCUUCCCGGGAGAACCAAAAACUCGAUCAAGAAUCACUGGAAUGCCACCAAAAGACGACAACUCUCACGACGAAAAUGCAGGACUAAAUGGCCAAAACCGAGCUCUCUCCUCCAAAAUUAUAUCAAGAGCCUACAUUUAGAAAAAGAGGACAUAAAAAAAUCAUCAUUUACAAAUGGGGCUAAUAAUGUUUCGUCUGCAGAAGCUACUCAACCGGAUGAUAUUUUCAAGAAUCCUCAAAAGGAAGAAGUGGCCUUAAUUAGCUCCGAACAAGUUUAUGAUUGUAUGGUGUCGGGUUUCGAAUUUGACGAGGUCCCAGAUUUUGGUUUUCACGGUUAUUAUGAUGAAAAGUUCGAUUCGAUUGUGGGUUUGGCACUCGAAGCGCCUCCAUUGAUGCAUUAUGAAGGGGAGGAGGAGUACGAUAAAGCCUUGCAAGAUAAUUUGGAUUCGCCCAUGCCAUGGGUAGGCGUGUACAUUGCAGCAGCUUCGGGUGCCUGCUUGUUGGCUAUGGCUGCCGAUGCACUCAAAGGUUUCCGCACUCAAAAGCUGUGGUUCCCCUGCAAGUACUUCUCUCUCAACGCUUUCUCCUUGACCCUUUUGGCUGUGGCCAUGAAACUCCCCAUUGAUAUGACUACCGAUAUGCCGGGCUUCAGUGACAAACUUGCACGCGUUAGCAGCCUAGUCUUGAUGUCAACAGCCAUGUCCAAUCUCAUGGCUUCUUUCGGAUCCAUGACAAACAAUGAAAUCGUGCUGAAUACGGCUUCCCUAGCCAUUCUUGUGCUCACUGUCACGGGGAACGUGUGCAUAAGGUUAAAUCGAACUUUGUCUCUUGAUUAUGUCGACCGAGUAGCUGUAGCUCAAGAAAUCGUAUCCGUUGUUUGCAUGCUCCUUUUGCUUGUGGCAUUAUCUUCUUCCGCCAUCAUGGUGCCCUCGUCCAAAAGACACAUAGAGUUGCAGUACAAUCAGAUGCACAGAAAGAUAGUUAUGGAAAAUAAUUAUUACGCGACCAUAAGUGAACUAAGACUAAUGUUGCGGAGGUAUUGGGUGAUGGCCGAAAGCGGGAGCCCUCAGUUUGUGGUGGCGCGCUCCGCGACGUGCGUUAGUGUAGGCGUGAUGUGUAUGUUGAUGGUUCUAACAUUAUUAGAAGCUCAUAUUAGGAUACCGCUAAAGUAUUUUGCUACGUUGCGUUCUAAAUAUAAGUGGUCCAUUCUAGGGAUCCUCGUUCUUCAAACCGUUGGAGUGGCGGUGGGUACCGUUGCUCCUUUGAUAAGAUGGUUCAAUGCAGCUCAGCUCAAGAGCACGACAAAGAUUGGCUGCAAAGGCUUUAGAGACGAACUUAAGGUCGAGUCGUAUUGGACUCAUAUGCUGAUGCAAUGCAGAGAUAGGCCGCUGCCUUUGAAAACCGGUGUUGAUGACCUCAAGUUCAAAAAAACUCUUCACGAUGCGAAGAGAUUAUUUCUGAAUUUCUGUUUGGGAAUUCAGAUUCUUGUUGUUCUCGGCAGCAAAUUGCUUCUACUCGCUUCCGCUGUCUCUAUGCAAGGACUAGUCUUUUGCUUCAGCCACUUCAUCAAAUGCGAAUCACCGAGUGAAGAAGGUCUGGAUGAUUUGAGUGAGUACGUUCUACGGCUCCAAGGCGAAGCCAAGCUGUCUGAAAGGACUCUCGGAAACAUGUGCGCCGAGGUGGAUAAGCUUGUCCGAAUCGGAAAAAGUAAGCAAAACAACAACAAAAACUUAAUCGAGCUUCUCGAGAAAUCCGUGAGCUUCAGCGGCGUGGCAGAAUUCGACAGGCGAGAAAGAGUCGAAAGUUUGAUUGAUUCACAAGAACCGCCCAACUGCUGGUCUCUGCCGGUCGUGACCUUGACGAGCAUCGCCAUUUCACUUCCAAACAUAGCAAAUCAAAAGUCUGACCAGUUGUUGAGUGGUGUGAGCCAAGGUCUCUACUUUGCCAAUCUAAUAGAAAAAACUCUCGACACAAACAGAGAAUUAGCCAGCAUUAGAAACGCAGCAGAGGUUGUCUGGGUCGGAGUCGAACUGUACAGGAAAUGGCUCGAUAAGGAUCUCCGCAAAGCACCGUUGCGAAAACUCUCGACCACUGCUCAAGAGAUGGUCAAGAAUUUUACGGCAGACCCGAAUAAUAACUUUCUCGUGCACGACCCUCUUAGUUGGCCGGUCAAAGCCAUAGCAGCCAACUCAAUGUACCGUAUUACUCAAACUAUCCUCCUAGAAUCACACGAUGAUGACGAACAUGAGGAGCUGUUGUUCGAGAGGUUGAAUAUCAUGAUCUCGGACAUACUUUCGGCUUGUCUCUCGGCGAAUUUGGCGCGUGUGAUAAGAUUUAAGUGUCACAGUGAUAACGUCAAAGAGAGGGAAGAAAGCAUCCGCCAGGCUGCUCGUCUUUUAGGCGAGAGUGAAGAGAUUCUCGAGAUUCUUCAAAAGCGUGAGAUUCCAAGCUUGGAACCCGAAAAUGCAGCUACGAUCGAAAGGUGGAGGGCUUUUAUGGAGCACAAUAAUGAAAAUCCAGUGGCCUCUGCCUCUGCAAUAUCUGCACAAGAAAACUAG